AUGCGCCUCUAUCUCAGCUUACGGAAAAGGCUGUCACACGACCUUUCCUGCUGCCUCCGUUUACCAUGUUUGUUGCUGUAACUUGGAGUUUUUAAAUGUAACAGGGAUAAAAGUUUCUGUUCGUAGAAGAAGAAGAAGAAAAGAACAUGCUUCGUUUCUCUUGUUUAGUUUUCAGCAGAGGAGCGGCUCGAAGGUUUGCCUCAUCUUUCUCCAGUGAGACCACUCUACCUCCAAACUUACGCCUUCCCUCUAAUCUUGUGGAUCCUGACAGAUUAAAGCGUCCUCCACCUCCAGUAGACUCCUCCCUUCCUGUAAUCAGGAAGUGCGAUGCGGCACUUUCUGCUCACCUGAGCCCCGUGCGGACGUGGGUGGACACUCUGGAGAGUAAGGACAGCGAACCGUUGGGUCUGACUGAACUCCACCCUGAUGUCUUUGCAGUGACUCCAAGGCUUGAUAUUCUACACGCUGUUGAAACCUGGCAGAGAAAUUACAAAAGAAUUAGUCAUGCUAACACAAAGGUGAGGUCAGAGGUGCGAGGCGGAGGCAGGAAGCCAUGGAAACAAAAAGGAAGCGGAAGAGCUCGCCAUGGAAGCAUCCGAUCGCCGCUGUGGAGAGGAGGUGGAGUUUCUCAUGGGCCAAGAGGACCCAACAGUUACUACUACAUGCUACCCAUGAAAGUACGAGUUCAGGGGCUGAAAGUGGCACUAAGCUCCAAGAUGGCUCAGCAAUACCUCCACGUAGUGGACUCCCUGAACAUUCCCACGCCAGACUCCCAGUACCUGCUGGAGCUGAUCAGAAACAGACACUGGGGAGAGUCUGUGCUGCUGGUUGAUGUGUCUCAAGAGUUCCCUGAAAAUAUCCUCCAAGCUACAGCAAACCUAAAGACAGUAAACCUUAUUCCAGCCAUCGGUCUGAACGUGCACAGCAUGCUGAAACAUGAAGCCGUCAUCCUGACUCUGGACACGGUCAGGUUUCUGGAGGAGAAGCUCCUCUGGCACGACGAGCGUUACACGUUUCUUUACCCGUUCAAGCUGCCGUACUCCGACUUCCCUUAGGACAACUGAUCUGUGUCAAAUUCACUGACAACAAGACUGUUUUUAUUUGUUUAUUCUGAAUGUCACAAUAAAUAAUUAUACUUGUAAAAAGUACAAAAACAGUUUUGAAAAUUGUGCAGCUUAAAACUGAGAAUUAAACUUUUGUGGGAGGCGACGGUUUGCCAGAUCGUUCCUGAUCGUCCAGCGAAGCUCGGAGCGUUUCUUCUGCGUCGGCACCGUGUAGGUGUUGGGAACAUAAACCCUUCGGGGCUUCUGCUCAAACACAAUAAAGACAGCAGAUUAGAGCGCCCUCCUCGUCACACCUGGGCAGGAUGCUUUGAUCGUUUCUUCCAGAACAAGGUGUUCUAUUAAGAGCAGGAAGUGGGAGGUGACGCAUUGUUUAAACUUGAGAUCUCAUAUUACUUAACACAUUCCCAGCGACGUUACAUCAGCUCUUAGACAUGUAGUUCAGAUUUUUUUUUACCUCACUGUCUGAAGUUAAAUUAGAUCAAACUUCUUUUUUUAGGUUGGUCAGAAUUACCAGGAUUAUUUACAUGUGAUAAAUGCUACAAUAAUGAGAAAAUAUGUCAGAUUUAUCUAUUAAUGUCUUUAAAGUCAGAGGUUUUGCAAUCUCUUUAAACAAUGGUGAUGUCCAGACUUUUGAAACAUGUUUGAGUUAAUUGGAGGCACACCUGUGGAUGUAUUUUAAGGCCACACCUGAAACAAACUGCUUUCUGGUUUGACACGAUUAGAAAGUCAAAACAAAUCAGCCGAGACAUCAGGAAGAGUCUGGAUCACUCUGUGAAGGUGAUGCGUUCAUCUGUUUCAAGGAAUUAUGCACAAGUAUAGACGUGAUGGGAACGUCCAAUUAUCAGGCCUUUCGGAAAGGAAACGGGUUCUGUGUCCAGAGAUUAAAGUUUUUGGUCCAAAAUCUGCAGAUUAGCCCCAAAACAAAAGCUAGAUACAACGUGAAGAUUCUGAUAAAGCUGGUCAUCAUUGCAUCAAUAUUAAGUGAAACGUGUCCUGUACCAACAUGGGCUGAAAUGCUGCUCAGAGACACAGAAGCCAUUUUAAAAAUCUUCAUUUUUGGAGACAUGUGUUGUGGCCUGAUGAAGCUAAAGUGGAAAUGUUUGGACAUAAUUACCAUUUUUACAAUUGGAGGAAAAUUGAGGAAACUUUUAACCAUCCAAACUGAAGUAUGGAGGUGGCACCAUCAUGUUAUGGGACUGUUUUGCUGAUUGUUUUCUUACAAAUUUCUGACUUUUCAAUAUCAGAGAAAAUAUGGUUUCAUCAUGAAUUGAUGCAAAUUUAUGGCUUUUUGACUAAAUAUAUUCAAGUUUUCACAUAAUUGUAAAAUUAAACUCUAAAUUUAUUUCUCCAUGA
This is a messenger RNA of Xiphophorus hellerii (green swordtail), 2417 nucleotides long. RefSeq names its product mitochondrial ribosomal protein L4 (gene mrpl4). NCBI's taxonomy places the organism in Eukaryota, Metazoa, Chordata, Actinopteri, Cyprinodontiformes, Poeciliidae. The coding region runs from base 147 to 1055 and encodes 302 amino acids. The transcript has 9 exons. The record is from RefSeq and is a predicted model, not a curated record. Gene Ontology annotation, cellular component: ribosome. Gene Ontology annotation, molecular function: structural constituent of ribosome. Gene Ontology annotation, biological process: translation.